GUUAAGUGUCUGACUGCUCACCGAGGAAGAGGAGGAGGAAGCGGAGGUGGGAGAGCGGGUCGAUGCGUCAGUCGAUGCUGCUGCUGAUGAUGAUGGUGAUGGUGAAGAAGAUGAAGAUUGCGCUGCUCGGCGGUCCCUUGACAUCUUGAGAAGAGCUCCUGUUGGGGGAGAGGGGCGAUGGGAGACGGGGGCCCCCUCCAGGCGGAAGGCAACGCCCUCCUCAAAGCCGUCUUCCAGGGCAAGCUGAGGCUAACCCGCCUGCUGCUGGAAGGCGGCGCCUACAUCAACGAGGGCAAUGAGCUCGGCGAAACCCCCGUCUCCGUCGCCUGCUUGGCAAACUACGAGGAUCCCCAGACGCGGCACAGGAUGGUGCGCUACCUGCUGGAGCAAGGCGCCGAUCCCAACAUCCCCGACAAGAGCGGGAGGACGGCCCUGAUGCACGCCUGCGCCAAGCCAGCCGGUAAGGAGGUGGUCUCGCUCCUGCUGCAAAACAGGGCAGACCCCAGCCUCAAAGACUAUUCGGGAAGCUCCGCUCUCAUGCACGCCCUCAACAGGGGCGACCGUGACACGCUGCAGAUCCUGUUGGACUUCUGCAGGGCCAAAGGCAAGGAGGUCAUCAUCAUCACAACGGACACGUCUCCGUCCGGGACCAAAAAGACAAAGCAGUACCUCAACUCUCCUCCGUCUCCGGGCGUCGCCGACAAGUCAUCCCCCGCCUGCAUGUCGCCGUCGGAGGUGGAGAUCGCCACCUCGUCGCCGGCAGAAGACGGAAUGUUCAGCUUCGCCGUGGCCUCCGCAUUGCCCCUGACCUCCACCGCCCGACCCCACGGAGACAAGAGGCCGCCCCCCCGCAAGUUGCUCAAGAGGCUGAACUCGGAGCCGUGGGGCCUGGUGGCGCCCUCGGUGUCGUGCGCGGUCAACCAGGAGGGUGUGAGGGGGCGCCUGGAUGAGGAGGAGGGCAGCUGCGACCUGAGCAGAGCACUGAUACAAAUGGACGGGCUGCGCCUCGCCGAGCCGGCGAGACCCCUGUUGUCACGGCGACACAGCAUCGAGACUCACGACCCUUGCUCGGUCAAAGUCGUGGACCAGACCUCCUUCGAAGACUGCGCUGCGCCGUCCUGGGAUGACCAGGUCCAUCAGCACCAAGUCCUACACCGCAGGAACACGGCGCCAGAGUCCCAGGAAAAGACCGGACCACCUAGCGUCGGAGCCGCACAGUUCCUGCCUCACCCCAAACUCCCCCGUGUGGAGCACUCGGAGUCAGACAACCACCUGAGUCCAGAAUCCAUCCCGGGGUCCCCUGACUCCGGGCGGGUGUCUGUGGAGCGCAGGAGGUACAACGCGUCCCCUCUGUCCUUGGUCACCAGUUCCUCUCGGGAGUCUCUUGAAAACAUCCCCAACUCCGUGUCUCCCAUCAGCGUGCGCCGACGCACCCCCGGGCUCCUGGAGCGCCGCGGCUCCGGCACCCUACUCCUGGACCACAUAUCGCAAACAAGGCCCGGUUUCCUGCCGCCGCUCAACAUCAACCUCCAUAGACCCAUCCCAGACAUCCGGCCCGGCAGCAAACCGCCCUCUCCGGUCCACGGCGGACACAAGAUCCUGAUUCCCGUGGCCCCGGCCUCGCCAAAACGGGGUCCAGACUUCAAGACCAAGAAGAAGCUGCUGAGAAGACACUCCAUGCAGACAGAGCAGAUGAAGCAGCUCUCCACCUUCCAGGAGAUCCUGGCUGAGAAGGUCAUCGAGUCCAACGGAGACUGAAGCCAAAUGUUUUGAUUCCGUGCCAACAACAAACUUUUGGACCAACACUUUUUGGACAUGCGCCUAUUUUUACGUGUUUGGUCAUUGAAAUGACUUAUUGCAGUACUUGGUACUACGUUUACGUAUCUUAGCAAAUUGACUGAUUGCAGUACUUGGUACUACAAUUACGUAUUUUAGCAAAUUGACUGACUGCAGUACUUGGUACUACGUUCACGUAUUUUAGCAAAAUUAAUUUCAGUACUUAGUAGUACGUUUACCCAUUUUAGCAAAUUGACUGAUUUCAAUACUUGGUACGUUUAUGUAUUUGAGCAAAUCGACUGAUUAUAUUAAUUGGUACUACGUUUACCUAUCUUAGCAAAUUGACUGAUUGCAGUACUUGGUACUACAUUUACAGAUUUUAGCUAAUUGAUUUCUGUACUUGGUACCACGUUCACCUAUCUUAGCAAAUUGACUGAUUGUAGUACCUGGUACAACAUUGACUUAUUUGAGCAAAUUGACUGAUUUCAGUACUUGGUACUGCAUUUACGUAUUCUAGCAAAUUGACUGAUUUUAGUACUUGGUACUACGUUUACGUAUCUUAGCAAAUUGACUGAUUGCAGUACUUGGUACUACAUUUACAGAUUUUAGCUAAUUGAUUUCAGUACUUGGUACCACGUUCACCUAUCUUAGCAAAUUGACUGAUUUCAGUACCUGGUACAACAUUGACUUAUUUGAACAAAUUGACUGAUUUCAGUACUUGGUACUGCAUUUACGUAUUCUAGCAAAUUGACUGAUUUUAGCACUUGGUACUACGUUUACAUAUUUGAGCAAUUUGAGUGCUGUACUUGGUACUACGUUUACGUAUCUUAGCAAAUUGACUGAUUGCAGUACUUGGUACUACGACUACGUAGCUUAGCAAAUUGACUGAUUUCAGUCUACUUCAGUACUAUGUUUACAUUUCUUAGCAAAUUGAUUUCAGUACUUUGUACUACGUUUAUGUAUUUCAGCACAUUGAUUUUUGUAGAUGGUACUACCUUUAUGUAUCUUAGCGAAUUGACUGAUUUCAGUACUUGGUCCCAAGUUUACAUAUUUUAGCAAAAUUGAUUUAAGUACUUGGUACUAUGUUUACGCAUUUUACCAAAUUGAUUGAUUGCAGUACUUGGUACUAUGUUUCGGUAUUUGCGCAAAUUGACUGAUUGCAGUACUUGGUAUUACAUUUACGUGACUUAGCAAAUUGACUGAUUGCAGUACUUGGUAUUACGUUUACGCAUUUAACCAAAUCGACUGAUCGCAGUACUUGGUACUACGUUUACACAUUUUAGCAAGUUGAUUUCAGUACUUGGUACUACGCCUACGUAUUGUAGCAAAUUGAGUAAAUUCAGUACUUGGUACUACGUUUACGUAUUUUAGCAAAUUGACUGAUUUCAGUACUUGGUACUACGUUUACAUAUCCUAGCAAAUUGGCUGCAAUACUUGGUACUACGUUUCCGUAUCUUAGCAAAUUGAUUGCAGUACUUGGUAUUACAUUUACAUAUUUGAGCAAAUUGAAUGAUUGCAGUACUUGGUAUUACAUUUACAUAUUUGAGCAAAUUGAAUGAUUGCAGUACUUGGUACUCCGUCAACGUAUUCGAGCAAAUUGAUUUCAGUACUUGGUACUACGUUUACGCAUUUGACCAAAUUGACUGAUCGCAGUACUUGGUACUGCUUUUACGCAUUUGACCAAAUUGACUGAUUGCAGUACUUGGUACUACGUUUGCGUAUUUGAGCAAAUUCACUGAUGUGAAGUACUUGAUAGUUGAUACUAUCUUCACUUAUGUUAGCAAAUUGACGCAUUGCAGUACUUGAUAUUACAUUGAAGAUCUUUAGCAAACUGACUAAUUUCAGUGCAUUAUAUUACAAACUGACAGAUUGCAGCACUUGGUACUAUGUUUACAUAUCUUUAGCAACCAGACUGAUUGCAGUACAUUGUACUAAGUUAACGUAUUUUAGCAAACAGAUGCAGUACUAUGUACUACGUUAACAUAUUUUAGCCAAAUGAUUGAUUCCAGUACUUUGUACUACGUUAAAGAUCUUUAGCAAACUGACUGAUUGCAGUACUUUGGACCAAGUUUACAUAUUUUAGCAAACAGACUGAUUGCAGUCGUUGAAAUUAUGUUAACGUAUCUUUAACAGACUGCUUGCAGUACUUUGUACUAAGUCUGUUUGCUAAAUAUACUUAAACAUAGUACCAUGUGCUAAGAUACGUAAACAUUGUUCAAAGUACUGCAAUCAGUCUGUUUGCUAAAUAUUUUUAACGUAGUACAAAGUACUGCAACAGUCUGUUUGCCAAGAUACGUAAACUUGGGACAAAGUACUGCAAACAGACUGAUUGCAGUACUUUGUACUAUGUUACAGAUCUUUAGCAAAUUGACUGAUUGCAGUACUUUGUACUAUGUUUACGUAUCUAAGCACAUGGUACUACGUUUAAGUAUAUUUAGCAAACUGACUGAUUGCAGUACUUUGUACUAUGUUCAUGUAUCUUAGCACAUGGUACUACGUUUAAGUAUAUUUAGCAAACAGACUGAUUGCAGUACUUUGUACUAAAUUUACGAAUCUUGGCAAACAGACUGAUUGCAGUACUUUGUACUAGGUUUACGUAUCAUAGCAAACAGACUGAUUGCAGUGCUUUGUACUAAAUUUACAUAUCUUAGCACAUGGUUCUACGUAGAGUAUAUUUAGCAAACAGACUGCAGUACUUUGUACUAAGUUUACGUAUCUUAACAGACUGAUUGCAGUACUUUGUACUAAGUUUACAUAUCUUAGCAAACAGACUGUUUCAGUACUUUGUACUACGUUAAAGAUCUUUAGCAAACUGAUUGCAGUACUUUGUACUACGUUAACAAUAUUUAGCAAACAGACUGAUUACAGUACUUUGUAUUAUGUUUACGUAUCUUAGCACAUGGUACUACGUUUAAGUAUAUUUAACAAACAGACUGAUUGCAGUACUUUGUACUAAAUUUACGUAUCUUAGCACAUGAUACUAUGUAGUGUAAAUUUAGCAAACAGACUGCAGUACUUAGUACACAGUACUGCAAUCAGUCUAAGAUACGUAAACUUAGUACAAAGUUUACAUAUCUUAGCAAGCAGACUGUUUCAGUACUUUGUACUAAAUUUACGUAUCUUAACAGACUGAUUGCAGUACUUUGUACUAAGUUUACAUAUCUUAGCAAACAGACUGUUUCAGUACUUUGUACUAUGUUAAAGAUCUUUAGCAAACUGAUUGCAGUACUUUGUACUACGUUAACAAUAUUUAGCAAACAGACUGAUUACAGUACUUUGUACUAUGUUUACGUAUCUUAGCACAUGGUACUAUGUUUAAGUAUAUUUAGCAAACAGAUUGAUUGCAGUACUUUGUACUAUGUUUACGAAUCUUAGAACAUGGUACUACGUUUAAGUAUAUUUAACAAACAGACUGAUUGCAGUACUUUGUACUAAAUUUACGUAUCUUAGCACAUUAUACUAUGUAGUGUAAAUUUAGCAAACAGACUGCAGUACUUAGUACACAGUACUGCAAUCAGUCUAAGAUACGUAAACUUACUUAGUACAAAGUUUACAUAUCUUAGCAAGCAGACUGUUUCAGUACUUUGUACUAAAUUUACGUAUCUUAGCACAUGGUACUACGCAGAGUACAUUUAGUAAACAGACUGCAGUACUGUGUACUAAGUUUACGUAUCUUAGACUGAUUGCAGUACUGUGUACUAAGUUUACAUAUCUUAGCAAGCAGACUGUUUCAGUACUUUGUACUAAAUUUACCUAUCUUAGCACAUGGUACUCCACAGAGUACAUUUAGCAAACAGACUGCAGUACUUUGUACUAAGUUUAUUUAUCUUACAGACUGAUUGCAGUACUUUGUACCAAGUUUACAUAUCUUAGCAAACAGACUGAUUUCAGCAUUUGGUACUAAGUUUAAGUAUAUUCAGCCAACAGACUGAUUGCAGUACUUUGGACUAUGUUACAGAUCUUUAGCAAACUGACUGAUUGCAGUACUUUGUACUAUGUUUACGUAUCUUAGCACAUGGUACUACGUUUAAGUAUAUUUAGCAAACUGACUGAUUGCAGUACUUUGUACUAUGUUUACAUAUCUUAGCACAUGGUACUACGUUUAAGUAUAUUUAGCAAACAGAAUGAUUGCAGUACUUUGUACUAAGUUUACGUAUCUUAGCAAACAGACUGAUUUCAGUAUUUGUUACUAAGUUUACGAAUCUUAGCAGACUGAUUGCAGUGCUUUGCACUAAAUUUAUACAUCUAAGCAAACAGACUGUUUCAGUAAUUUGUACUAUGUUAAAAAUCUUUAGCAAACAGUAUAUUUAGCAAACAACCAGUCAGGGCACAGUGGUUUCUACCUGAAGCUAAAAAGUGUUUGGUUGCAGAAGAGGUCAAGCAUAAAGUCUCCGCCCACUGGACUAAAAAUAAUUCAGGGUUGAUGUUUCGGACCUACAGUUGCUCCGCCCACACCAAGAAAACUGCAGUUAUUUUAUUAAAAGGUGCUGCGGGCUAAAGGCAAACAUAAUAUGAACUUUUCUCCACCACCAGAGGGCGCUCAAAGCUCCAUCUCAGCCGUCCAAAAACACACACAAAAAAGA
This is a messenger RNA of Nerophis lumbriciformis (worm pipefish), 6359 nucleotides long. RefSeq names its product ankyrin repeat domain-containing protein 34A. Gene Ontology annotation, molecular function: protein binding. The record is from RefSeq and is a predicted model, not a curated record. NCBI's taxonomy places the organism in Eukaryota, Metazoa, Chordata, Actinopteri, Syngnathiformes, Syngnathidae.